AUGGAGUCACAGCAAAGUUUUGAUGUUACUGCUAUUUAUUGUCCUCAAAUGAAGGCUGAUCUGAUUCCUGUAAAGAACCAAGAAUUUCAUACACUAGAAGACGUUGAGACGUUUUACAAAAGCUAUGCAAAAGAAUCAGGGUUUGGUGUCAAAAGUUAUACUAGCAAGAAGAAGAAUGGUGUGAUUGUAAGAAAGGAGUAUGUGUGCUCUAAAGAAGGAACAUCCAAGGUAACAGGAAAGAAAAGAAAUCGGAAUCAAACAAGAGAAAAGUGCAAGGCAAGAAUAGUAGUUGUAAAACGUGCUACGAUUAGCAAAUAUGUUGUCACUAUUUUUGUUGAGGGUCACAGCCAUCCUUUAACUACCCCACGAAGAAAACAUUUGACAAAGAUCCAUCGUGAGGUUUCAUCGGUUCAUAAAUCAUUAACGAAGCAACUGACUGCAGUCAAUGUGCCAACAUGUACACAAUUUGACUUUCUUGGAGUACAUUCAGGAGGACUAGAAAACAUUGGGUGCUUGCAACAAGAUAUUUAUAACUACAAAAGGGAUUGUCGCAAAGAGGUGAAGGGGCAUGAUGGAGAUAUGUUGCAUGAGUACUUCCUGCUGGAGAAAGAAAAAGAUCCUUCAUUCAUUUUCAAAAUAGAGGCUGACAACGAAAACAGGAUCACAAAUAUCUUUUGGGCUGAUGCAAUUUCUAGACGAUCUUACAAGUUUUAUGGUGAUGUUGUAAUAUUUGACACAACUUACAACACCAAUACGUAUUUGUUGAUCUUUGCACCUUUGGUGGGAGUAAAUAAUCAUGGGCAGACAAUAAUUUUGGCUUGUGCAUUCUUAAGCAACGAGACAACUGAUUCUUUUGUAUGGUUCUUUAAAGAAUUUUUGGAUACAAUGCCAGGUGAUGCACCGAGGAUGAUCAUUACUGAUCAAGAUCCAGCAAUGACGAAAGCUAUCUCUGAAGUAUUCCCAUAG
This is a messenger RNA of Rosa rugosa (rugosa rose), 966 nucleotides long. RefSeq names its product protein FAR1-RELATED SEQUENCE 5-like. The transcript has a single exon. The record is from RefSeq and is a predicted model, not a curated record. Bases 1 to 966 code for a protein of 321 amino acids. Lineage: Eukaryota; Viridiplantae; Streptophyta; Magnoliopsida; Rosales; Rosaceae.